Oenanthe melanoleuca is the source of this 1215-nucleotide messenger RNA. RefSeq names its product nuclear receptor subfamily 2 group E member 3 (gene NR2E3). NCBI's taxonomy places the organism in Eukaryota, Metazoa, Chordata, Aves, Passeriformes, Muscicapidae. Bases 1 to 1215 code for a protein of 404 amino acids. Gene Ontology annotation, biological process: positive regulation of transcription by RNA polymerase II; negative regulation of transcription by RNA polymerase II; anatomical structure development. The transcript is spliced from 8 exons. Gene Ontology annotation, molecular function: zinc ion binding; nuclear receptor activity; RNA polymerase II cis-regulatory region sequence-specific DNA binding. The record is from RefSeq and is a predicted model, not a curated record.
AUGGCUGCGUCCCCGGCGGGGUCGGUGGUGAGCGCCGGGCUGGAUGAAAGCCCCACGGGGCUGAGCCCAGCCCCCGGGAAAGAGCUGAGCCCGGUGCUGCUGUGCAAGGUGUGCGGGGACACCAGCAGCGGGAAGCACUACGGCAUCUACGCCUGCAACGGGUGCAGUGGCUUCUUCAAGCGCAGCGUCCGCAGGAAGCUCAUCUACAGGUGCCAGGCGGGGACAGGACUGUGCCCAGUGGACAAGGCUCACCGCAACCAGUGCCAGGCCUGCCGGCUCAAGAAGUGCCUGCAGGCUGGCAUGAACAAGGACGCUGUGCAGAACGAGCGCCAGCCCCGCAGCACAGCCCAGGUCCAGCUGGACAGCAUCCAGCUGGAUGCUGAGCUGCCCCCUGAGCACGUGGCCACCACAUGUGAGGUCCCCCCGUCACCCUGUCCGGCUCCUCGUGGUCCCGGUGCCGCUGUCACCCUGGGCCCCCGAGCGCCCACUCCACCCACCAACCAUCGCUUCAUGGCCAGCCUGAUGACAGCCGAGACCUGCGCCAAGCUGGAGCCUGAGGACGCCGAUGAGACGGUGGAUGUGACGGGCAGUGAGCCGGAGCGCGCAGCUGGCGAGUACCAGGUGGCGCCGUACCCGGCAGCCAGCCCUGAAAACAUCUACGAGACCUCAGCACGUCUCCUCUUCAUGGCUGUGAAAUGGGCCAAGAACCUGCCUGUCUUCUCCAACCUGCCCUUCCGCGACCAGGUGAUUCUGCUGGAGGAAGCAUGGAGUGAGCUGUUCCUGCUCUGUGCCAUCCAGUGGUCCAUGCCCCUGGAGAGCUGCCCGCUCUUGGCUGUCUCUGAGCCAGCCCCUGGGAAGCUGCUGCCGGCCACCCUGGACAUGCGGGCGCUGCAGGAGACCCUCGGCCGCUUCAAGGCUUUGGCCGUCGACCCCACGGAAUUUGCCUGCAUGAAGGCCGUGGUGCUCUUCAAACCAGAGACCCGUGGCCUGAAGGACCCUGAGCAGGUGGAGAACCUGCAGGACCAGUCACAGGUGAUGCUGGGCCAGCACAACCGCUCCCACUACCCUGGGCAACCCGUCAGGUUUGGGAAGCUGCUGCUGCUCCUGCCAGCGCUGCGCUUCAUCUCCUCGGAGCGCGUGGAGCUGCUCUUCUUCCGCCGCACCAUUGGCAACACCCCCAUGGAGAAGCUGCUGUGUGACAUGUUCAAGAACUGA